GUGCUGUUCCACGAUGAGCCAACCGCAGUCGCCUCCUACAGACCUUGAAACUGUCCUUACCACAGAAAUAAAGGAGUGGCACUUUCGUGAGUAAUGACUCUCAAGGGUCUCCAGUCUCGAUUUAUCAACCGCGGUCGUAAUGGCUGACAGUAACGUACCUCCCCAAGAUAUCUAUUUUCAUCAGAAAAAUUCAGCGGAGCACCACGAAGCCUUGAUAUUGCGAGAUGCUGUUUUAAAGUUGAGGCGGAAUGGCGCGUUCGUGGCGGUUCCUCUUUUUCGGGUGAAUAUUGAACCAAUGGGUCCGCAUCCUAUCGGUUCAUACGAGAUUUGGGCUCCUGCCGAGACAUUCUCUUCCGUUUUCUCAUAUCUUUGCAUGAACAGAGGAAAUUUGAGUAUUCUCGUCCACCCUCUGACAGAGCAUGCUCGAGCAGAUCACGAAAUCCACAGCGCCUGGAUUGGUCCCCCAAUCCCGUUAGAUCUUUCCACAUUACCGGUGCGGGAGGAUAAAAUCCCGUUGCAAUAUCCAAGUCUUAAACUUGGGUAUUCCGCAUCACGCGCCUUAUCAAUCGAGGACCGUCAGCGACUGGGUGCGAAUGUAGAGAACACUCUGUUGAAACAUGAGCCAGAAGCAGCCAGGGCGCCGACUAAUUGAUUAGGAAUCGUAUCUGUGGUUCGCAAUGCAUGUAUGCAUGCCCGAGGAAUGGAAAGCGGUUUGAUAGCUAUUUAUUACUCUCACU
Messenger RNA from Marasmius oreades (fairy-ring Marasmius), 737 nucleotides. RefSeq lists its product as uncharacterized. The transcript has 8 exons. The coding region runs from base 140 to 652 and encodes 170 amino acids. The record is from RefSeq and is a predicted model, not a curated record. Lineage: Eukaryota; Fungi; Basidiomycota; Agaricomycetes; Agaricales; Marasmiaceae.